Messenger RNA from Ipomoea nil (Japanese morning glory), 429 nucleotides. RefSeq lists its product as uncharacterized. Bases 1 to 429 code for a protein of 142 amino acids. The transcript has a single exon. The record is from RefSeq and is a predicted model, not a curated record. Lineage: Eukaryota; Viridiplantae; Streptophyta; Magnoliopsida; Solanales; Convolvulaceae.
AUGGCUCUGUUAGUAUACGUCGACGAUAUUCUCAUCACAAGUGCCAGAAAAGAUCUCAUUCAGGAGCUAAAGACCUUUCUGGACAAGACAUUCAAGAUUAAAGACCUGGGAGCUCUUGGGUACUUUCUGGGAAUAGAAGCAAAGAGAACCGAGAAAGGCUUAAACUUAUGCCAACGAAAAUAUGCCCUGGAAAUUCUAGAAGAAGCUGGCUUCCUUGGAUGCAAGCCUGCUAGCACACCAAUGGCACAAAAUCUAAAACUUAGCCGGGAUGAUAAACAACUUGCAGAUUCUAGUAGCUACAGAAGAUUGGUGGGAAAACUGUUAUAUCUAACAGCAACAAGACCCGACAUCUCAUAUGCCAUCCAACAACUGAGUCAAUUCGUAGAUAAUCCUAAAGACCAACACUUGACUACUGCACAUCGAGGCUAA